This is a messenger RNA of Alternaria incomplexa, 1326 nucleotides long. RefSeq lists its product as uncharacterized. The record is from RefSeq and is a predicted model, not a curated record. NCBI's taxonomy places the organism in Eukaryota, Fungi, Ascomycota, Dothideomycetes, Pleosporales, Pleosporaceae. The transcript has a single exon. The coding region runs from base 1 to 1326 and encodes 441 amino acids.
AUGGCCAUGCCUGACUACAUGUAUGCUUCUUCACAUCUGUCACGGAAAAGUCAACCAUGGAUGCCUGACAGGUCCCAAUACGACCAAGGCAUGAGUACAGAAUGGGAAGAUCAUCCGCCGAGGAAGGAAAAAGAGAAACAGCUCGUUGUCACUCUUCGAGAUGACCAGCUAGGGCAGAUUAUCCAAGCUAUGAGUCCACCGAAGCAGAAUCGUGAGCUAUCGCAUGGAUCAGGCAAUCAACGCCAUGAGAAUACUGGUCGCAUACCGACUGCUUACAACUACUGUCCCCCAAAGUCAGACAUCAAUCCACCUAUCAACCGCCCGUCGUCGGCGGCCAUGGCGCGCAAGCCAUCAUACUCGGACUUCAAUAAUGCCCUACGGAACGCAUCGAAUAAGCAGUCACCAAUUAAUCAGCGGUUCCACGAUGCGAUUAAUGACAAACAGCCUACGAUGAAUCACCCUUCCUUCUCAAGCAACAAAGAGAAUCGCCCGCCUUCGCAAUCGCGAUUGCCUACUGCGUUUCCAAACGCGAAACGUGUUCCGACGCCGAACCCCUUCGCGCAAAGGCUUCCAACCCAUACCUCAGAUAUCUCCAUGAGAGACCCAUCUCCGGCACGUUCAAGUAUGUAUAGGUUCAGUCGGAGCGAAGCGCCACCUCCGACCAUUGAGCCUGCUAAGUUUGGGUCAGCUCACGGCCCUUCAGCUGUGAAUAUCAGGAGCCGGAAGGAAGGCCUGGCAUCCGACUCACCGAGGCUAUCUGAUCAAGCAAUGCGCCAUGAUCAGAGCUUGCUGCCAUCGUUGAACUCAGGUCCUCGGACUGCACAUAUACCAAUCUUUGAGGAUAAAGACGAAUCCUCACACAACGCCCAGAAGAAUAUCCCUGAUGUAGUGGAGAUCAUCGAUGUGGAUGCCAUCGACCCCCAUCUGAAUACCAAUGCUUCUUUCGAGAGCAAUAAGCUGUCUCCAUUCAAGCCCUGCCACAAGACUGGAGUGUCACUGUCAAGUAUAGACAGUACCGGCCGUCUGGAGAGACAGCUCUACAGUGCCCUUGGCGAAGAACUCGGCAGCUUUGAACAUCAUAUCGACACCACAGGCAUGGGACCUGAACUUGCACAAGCACUCGGUGGCGUCGCAGCACACUCCGAUCUCAGCGGCUCCGGCAUGCUAAACCCAAACGCUCACGAGUUUGAGCCAACGAUCAAGCGGAAGAGACAGAGUACUGUGGGUGGCAGUCGGGAGAGAAGUCCGAUGACCAAGAAAGAGAAGGCUGACUUGCGAGCUGGCGACCAUCAGGAAGAGGUGGUGGUGUGUAUGAGGGGGGAUUGA